Messenger RNA from Hydractinia symbiolongicarpus, 654 nucleotides. RefSeq lists its product as uncharacterized. Bases 1 to 654 code for a protein of 217 amino acids. Lineage: Eukaryota; Metazoa; Cnidaria; Hydrozoa; Anthoathecata; Hydractiniidae. The transcript has a single exon. The record is from RefSeq and is a predicted model, not a curated record.
AUGGAAGAUUUGUGUGGAUUGCUACUUCGGUUUAGGACAAAGAAGAUUGGAAUAAUCGCAGAUAUCGAGAAAGCUUUUCUACAAAUCGCAAUUCAAGAAAAUGAUCGUGAUGUAACUCGAUUUCUUUGGUUAAAGGACGUCAAGAAACCGGUUUCUGAUGAUAACUUGGAGACGUGGAGAUUUGUAAGAUUGCCUUUCGGAAUAAUGUCUAGUCCAUUCCUACUAGGUGCUACUAUUCAACAUCAUAUCGCGAACACAGAUGAGCCAGUAGCAGAAGAAAUAGAGGACAGUUUUUACGUUGACAAUAUGAUUUCCGGCACAGACAACGAAAAGGAAGCCAUUGACUUGUACCGAAAUGCAAAGGCCUUAUUUAAAGAUGCAUCGAUGAACUUGAGGGAAUGGUUGACAAACUCAGACGAAGUGAACAAGAAAACUAAACCUGAGGACCAAGUCAAGUCAAAGAUAACGAAGGUUCUUGGCUUAGUUUGGAACACAAACACUGAUGAAUUGUCGAUCUCUACAAAAAGAAUCAAUUCAGACAAACCUGGAACAACAAAACGCGAAGUAUUGGCUACAAUAACGUCGGUAUACGAUCUCUUGGGAAUGCUGACGCCUGGUACGAUCAAAAUAAAGAUAUUUCUUCAAGAACUAUAG